AUGGCAAGUUUAGAGGACUUGAUUCCAACUGUAAACAAGUUGCAGGAUGUGAUGUAUGCUUCUGGUAUCGAUACACUUGACUUACCGAUAUUGGCGGUAGUCGGAUCUCAAUCAUCAGGAAAAUCAUCGAUUAUUGAAACUUUGGUAGGAAGGGAUUUUUUACCAAGAGGGACAGGUAUUGUUACAAGAAGACCGUUGGUCUUACAACUAAAUAAUUUACCCAAGGAUUCAUCACAAGCAAAUGAAAACAUCGGUUCAGACGCCAACCCAGAUCCAUUUUCCUCUGGUUCGACAAAGAAUAAUCAGUUAGAAGAUAGCCUUAGCUUUGUAGAGGAUGGUAUUAAUGGACAGACGAACAAUAACCAAAAACACCGGAGUGAAUGGGGUGAAUUUUUACAUAUACCAGGCCGUAGGUUCUAUGAUUUUAAUGAAAUUCGAAGAGAAAUUGAAAACGAAACUGCAAGACUUGCAGGAAAGAAUAAAGGAAUUAGCAAACUUCCAAUAAAUUUGAAAAUAUUUUCUCCACACGUUCUAAAUCUUACGUUGGUAGAUUUGCCAGGCAUUACAAAAGUUCCGAUCGGGGAACAACCACCUGAUAUUGAAAAGCAAAUCAAAAACUUGAUUCUAGAUUAUGUUGCAACUCCGAAUUGUCUAAUUUUGGCUGUUUCUCCAGCAAACGUAGACUUAGUCAACUCAGAAUCAUUAAAACUUGCCAGAGAAGUUGAUCCACUGGGAAAACGAACGAUCGGUGUUAUUACAAAAUUAGAUCUUAUGGACUCUGGUACCAAUGCCCUGGAUAUUUUAUCAGGAAAACUCUACCCCCUGAAAUUUGGUUUCGUUGGAAUUGUAAACCGAUCUCAACAGGAUAUCCAAUUAAAUAAAAGUGUACAAGAAGCAUUGAAUAACGAAGAGGAAUAUUUUAAGAGACAUCCAAUCUACAGGACAAUAUCGAACAAAUGUGGUACCAGAUACUUAGCCAAGUUAUUGAACAAGAUAUUGAUGAAUCAUAUCAAGGAUAAACUACCUGAUAUCAAAACCAAACUUAACACUUUAGUGACGCAGACUGAACAGGAAUUAUAUAGUUAUGGAGGGUCAGCUCUCAGUACUAAGGAAAAUCGCGCAAAUUUAAUUCUUCAGUUAAUGAAUAAAUUCGCAACUUCCUUUAUCUCAUCUAUUGAGGGUAAUUCUUCGGACAUAAACACAAAGGAACUUUGUGGUGGUGCCAGAAUAUAUUAUAUCUACAACAAUGUAUUCGGGAAAUCUUUGAAAUCUAUUGAUCCAACCACAAACUUAACUACUAUGGACAUAAGAACAGCAAUUAGGAACUCGACAGGUCCCAGACCCACAUUAUUCGUCCCAGAAUUUGCCUUUGAUCUUUUGGUCAGACCUCAGGUCUCGUUGCUACUAGAACCCUCUCAAAGAUGUGUUGAGUUGGUAUAUGAAGAACUAAUGAAAAUUUGCCAUGGUUGCGGUUCACCUGAGUUGGUCAGAUACCCACGUUUGAAAAGUAUGCUUAUUGAAGUUGUCGUUGACUUAUUAAAAGAGAGGCUGGCCCCUACAAGACAGUACGUCGAAAGUUUGAUUGAUAUUCAUAAGGCGUAUAUAAACACCAACCAUCCCAGCUUUCUUAAGGCCACGGAAGCAUACUCUGAUAUAAUGAAGUCUAACCAGGAAAGGAAAGAUAAAGAAAAUAAGAAUACGGAGGUGAUUACAGAGAAGGAGAAUGGAAGUGACAGAAGUAGCUCAUCUGAAGAGACGGGAUACAUUGAUGGAAAGAAUAAUAUUAGUAAAGAGGCAGAUGAGUCAAAGGCCUUAUUUUUUGACAAUUUUUUUGCCACAGAGAAGCAAGAUUCUUCAGGGAAUUUAGCAAAUACCAGUCAUGAUACUUUGGUCAUAAAUGAGGAUUUGAACGGUUCGUUGCUCGGAAACCUACAUAUCACUGAGAAUUCCCAAACGACAUAUGAUUUGGAACCACAUUUGUCUGAACGUGAGCAAUUAGAAUGUGAACUGAUUAGGAGGCUAAUUAUUUCAUAUUUUGGCAUUAUAAGAGAGAUGAUUGAAGAUCAAAUUCCUAAGGCUAUUAUGUUUUUUUUAGUGAAUUAUUGUAAAGAGAGUGUCCAAAACAGGCUUGUUACUAAACUUUAUAAAGAGUCAAUGCUAGAGGAACUACUGGUGGAGGACCAAACAAUAGCACAAGAUAGAGCCAAUUGCGAAAGAUUACUGGAAACAUACAAAAAUGCAUCUAGCUUAAUUAACAAUAUUCUAUAA
This is a messenger RNA of Naumovozyma castellii, 2268 nucleotides long. It is a transcript of the gene DNM1, whose product is annotated as dynamin-related GTPase DNM1. Lineage: Eukaryota; Fungi; Ascomycota; Saccharomycetes; Saccharomycetales; Saccharomycetaceae. The transcript has a single exon. The record is from RefSeq and is a predicted model, not a curated record. Bases 1 to 2268 code for a protein of 755 amino acids.